UAUGGAAACAGCAAAGGAUCUUUCUAAAAAAGUAAAGGAAAUUAGAUUCUUUAGUGUUGUUGGAGUGCCGUGUGACUUGGGCAGUGGUGAAAAGAUCAGUGAGGUAGAGGUGCAUUUUCCGGAAGGGGUUGUUGAAGCUCUUAUAAUAAGUGAACGAGCAGAAAAUAUUAAAAAGCGAGUCAGACUCAACAAUUUAUGGUCCAUAAAAUAUGAGCUAUCCAAUAAAUACAAUCCAAAUAUGAAGUUUUUGAUUUCUAUGGAAGAAAAACCCGAUUAUGAGUUUGAUGUUGAAAUUAUGAGAAUUAUUUGA
Messenger RNA from Meloidogyne enterolobii, 310 nucleotides. NCBI's taxonomy places the organism in Eukaryota, Metazoa, Nematoda, Chromadorea, Rhabditida, Meloidogynidae. The record is from the annotation of a GenBank genome assembly.